Molecule: messenger RNA, 3903 nt
Organism: Hymenoscyphus albidus
Lineage: Eukaryota; Fungi; Ascomycota; Leotiomycetes; Helotiales; Helotiaceae
Source: the annotation of a GenBank genome assembly
AUGGCGGAUGAAAUUGAGACUGGCAACUGGCAACCCCAAGUUCCGGCUCAGGAAUUCAAUGGAGGCCCGGUGGAGAAUAGCCCUGAUGGUGUGCCGGGUUCGAAGGAGAGUGGUAUGAGGAAUGGGGAGGGAGAUGGGAUAGGAGAUGGAGAUGAGGGUGUGAAGGAAAGGAAGAAGUUAGUUAUUGUUGGCUUGGGAAUGGUGGGGAUUUCUUUGAUGUGAGUUUAUUCUUUUAUAGGACUUUGAAUUGGAGAUGAGAGGGGAGUUGAGGGGUGGUGAAAAGGAUGAGAGUGAGAAUGAUGAGGGGGCUAAUUGGUCAACAGUGAGAAGAUCAUGAAACUCGACGCCAAAAGACGGGAGUGGGAUAUUGUUGUUAUAGGAGAGGAAUCACAUCUUGCGUAUAAUCGUGUUGGACUCACGAGUUUCUUCCAGCAUCGGAAGGUGGAGAAUUUGUAUUUGAAUCCGAGGGAAUGGGUAAGUUUCCCUUUUUCACCUUGCUCUCUUACUCCUAUCACAAAAAAAAAGGAAAAGAAAGUGAAUGGAGGUUGGUGUUAAUGGAGAAUAGUAUACCGAUUGUCCCCCCGGCUCACUAAAUUACCACCUCAACACCAGAGUAACUGAACUCCACCUUGAACAAAAACUUGUAUCUUGUUCACCCGGUGAAACAGUCCCCUAUGAUGUCCUCAUUCUAGCCACCGGUUCAGAUGCCCUAGUCCCUAGACACACCCCCGGCCACGACGCCAAAGGAGUGUUCGUCUACCGAACCAUCGAGGAUCUGGAGAAACUCAUUGCCUACUCUGCCCUUAAAAAGGGGACGUGUGGAGCGGUAGUAGGCGGUGGACUCCUCGGUCUCGAAGCCGCGAAGGCAAUGAUGGAUCUCGAGAACUUCUCCAAAGUCAGGUUGAUUGAAAGAAACCGAUGGGUUCUAUCCCGGCAACUGGAUUCCGAUGCGGGAGGACUGGUCGUUGAGCAAGUUCGCGAGUUGGGACUGGAUGUCAUGCUCUCCAAACGCGUUGGGAAGAUCGAAGUUUCGGCUGAGAAUGAGGUGGAAGGCGUGGUGUUUGAGGAUGGUGAGAGGAUGGAGUGUUCUACUAUCUGUUUUGCGAUUGGGAUCUCGGCUAGAGAUGAGCUGGCGAGGAAAGCGGGGAUUAAAUGCGCGGAUCGGGGCGGGGGAAUUGUUGUUGAUGGGGAAUUGAGGACGAGUGUUCAUGAUGUUUAUGCGGUGGGGGAGUGUGCUAGUUGGGAGGGUCAGACUUUUGGAUUGAUAGCGCCGGGGAUUGAGAUGGCGGAUGUUUUGGCGUUCAAUCUCACGCAGGGGAAAGCUCAUGCGAUGAGGAGUUUUAAGAGGCCGGAUUUAAGCACAAAGUUAAAGUUACUGUAAGUCCAUUGACCAUGCCCCUUCCCCCUCCUUCUUCCCAAUCAAGCAAAUAAAAAUCUGAAGCUAACAUCCCACAGCGGUGUCGAAGUCGCCAGUUUCGGGGACUUCUUUGCGGACAAAGAUGGGCCUAAACACCUCCCUCUCCGCUCCGCAAAAAGUACCAAAGGAGGGAAUCCAGACCCCCUACAGAAACUCACGAAUGGACAACCUCCUGCACCCGUCAAGGCGUUGACGUACAAGGAUCCCUUCCAGGCAGUAUAUAAGAAAUAUCUGUUUACCCUCGAUGGGAAGUAUCUUCUGGGUGGGAUGAUGAUUGGGGAUACGAGGGAUUAUGUGAAGUUGGUUCCUAUGGUUAAGAAUCAGAAGAUGUUGGAUGUGAGUCUAUGUUGAUUUGUUGAUGAAAGUAAGGGGGUCUGGUUGCUAAUCUGGGGUUUUAGGUGCCGCCUAGUCAGUUUAUUCUUGGAGCGAGUAAGGAGGGAGAUGAGGGGGGCGAGGAUCUGGAUGAUGAUACGCAGAUUUGUUCUUGUCAUAAUGUUACGAAGGGAGAUGUGUGUGAUGCUGUCAAAGACGGUAGUUGCAAGAGUAUCGGAGACGUGAAAUCGUGUACGAAAGCUGGAACGGUAACUAUCCCAUUCCUUUAUUUCUUCAAUCGGGCUGUCGAGGGUUUUCAUUUUGAAUACCCUCCCCCCCUAAACACUUCCUUAAGCGAGUACUAACACAAUUUCAGGGCUGUGGAGGAUGCAUGCCCCUCGUAACCAGCAUCUUCAACACGCAAAUGAAAGCUCUAGGCAACGAAGUAAAAAACCACAUCUGUCCACACUUCAACUACUCCCGCGCCGAUCUCUACAACAUAAUCUCCAUCAAGAACCUCAAGACCCUUUCAGAGGUAAUGCGAGCCGCGGGAAACGACCCGCUAUCCCAAGGCUGCGAAGCCUGCAAACCAAGUAUUGGAUCCAUCUUCUCCUCGCUAUACAAUAAACACGUGAUGGCCAAACCCCUUAUGGGUUUACAAGAAACCAACGAUCGCUUCCUGGGGAAUAUCCAGAGGAACGGAACGUAUUCUGUUGUCCCCAGAGUGAGUGCUGGGGAGAUCACGCCGGAGAAAUUGAUUGUCAUUGGGAAUGUGGCGAAGAAGUAUGGGUUGUAUACUAAGAUCACUGGGGGGCAGAGAAUCGAUAUGUUUGGGGCGAAGAAACAGGAUUUGCUCGCUAUUUGGAAGGAGUUGGUUGAAGGGGGGAUGGAGAGUGGGCAUGCGUAUGCGAAGUCGUUGAGGACGGUUAAGAGUUGUGUGGGGACGACGUGGUGUCGCUAUGGGAUUGGUGAUAGUGUGGGGAUGGCGGUCCGGUUGGAGGAGAGGUAUAAGAGUACUAGGAGUCCACAUAAGAUGAAGGGGGGUGUGAGUGGUUGUGUUCGCGAAUGUGCUGAGGCGCAGAAUAAGGAGUAAGUACAUCUCUACUUUCUAUACAAGAGAGGAAAGAUACACUCACUAAUUCGCUCUCAGCUUCGGACUCAUAGCCACAGAAAAAGGAUUCAACCUCUACGUCGGCGGCAAUGGCGGUGCCUCACCAAAGCACAGCGAACUCCUCGCCAAAGACGUGCCCCCUGACGACGUAGUCCCCAUUCUAGACCGCUACCUAAUGUUCUACAUCCGCACGGCCGACAAACUACAACGCACCGCGCGCUGGCUCGAGAAUCUCCCAGGAGGAAUCAAGUACCUCCGCGAAGUAAUCCUCGAUGACAAACUCGGCAUCUGCGCUUCUCUCGAGGCACAGAUGGAAGAGUUGGUAGGUACAUUCUUCGACGAAUGGGCCGCCGCAAUCGCGGACCCGGAAAUCGCGAAGAAAUUCAGACAAUUCGAUAACACCACCGAGACGCUGGAGAACAUGGAGAUCGAAGAAGAUCGGGGACAGAAGAGACCUGUGUACUGGGCUAAGGAGAGCGCCAAGGUCGAUUUCAAGAAUACGAAGUGGUCGUCUUUGACGUGGCAGCCGUUGAUCGAAGCUAGUCACUUCAAGGACGCGGACGAGACGCCGAAUGGUAUCUCGGCUAAUGUCAAGAGAGGCGAUACUCAACUCGCCAUCUUCAAGGUGCGCGGGAAGUGGCUGGCUAGUCAGCAGAUGUGUCCACACAAACGCUCGUUCGUGCUUUCCGAUGGCUUGAUCGGUGAUUCGGGCGAUAAGAUGUGGAUCUCUUGUCCGAAUCACAAACGCAAUUUUGAACUUACGGGGCAAGGAAAGGGGGGAUGUCAAAAUGAUAGUGAGCUUAGCAUUGCGACUUUCGAGGUCGAGGAGAGGAGUGAUGGGUGGGUGUACUUGAAGUUGCCGCCUGUAGAGGAACUUGAUGACGUGCUGGGGACGGGCAAAUGGAUGGUGAGGAAGGGGGAGAGUGGUGAGAGUCCUUUUGAGAAGUUGGAUCGCAAGAUUGGGGUUAAUGGGAUGAAGAUGAAGGGGAGGAAGCCUUUCGAGGCGAGGAGACAUUUGAAUGUGGCGGUUAGCGCGGGGGGUGGGGUUGAUAUUGAUUGGUGA